AUGUAUUUCACACGCGUGUUGUAUUUGAAUUUGAGUCCUACUUUGCAUAAAAUUCCUUCGAAAGAUUUGGGAAAAUAUUUGAAUUUACCAUUUAUCGAUCGACUACGUGUCUAUGUUCGUGGUGGUACUGGCGGACAGGGACUAAAAAAGUAUGGCGGUAUUGGUGGGCGAGGUGGUGAUGUCAUUAUAAUGGGUAAAAAAAACUUAUCAUUGAAACAAGUUUAUGAAAAGAAUUUGACAAAACGUUAUAUAGCACAAGAUGGUUUUAAUAGUUCGAAAGCUUCGCUAAACGCCGAAUCGGGUAAAGAUUUGAUUAUCCAUGUCCCGUUGGGUAUUCAGAUCGUUAAAGAUAACGAUGAAUUAAUUGAUGAAAUAUUAGAUAUUGAUGAUAAAUGUGUCGUUGCUGCAGGAGGAGCUGGUGGUACAUUCAAAAAUAUGUUUGUUGGUAAACCAGGCACGUCAAUGAUGAUUAAUUUUGAUUUAAAAUUAUUAGCUGAUGUUGGUUUUGUUGGAUAUCCAAAUGCCGGUAAAUCAACAUUAUUAUCUAUGUUAUCACGUACAAAACCAGCUAUAUCUGCUUCACCAUUUACCACUGUUGAUCCACAAUUAGGAACAGUGAUAUUUGAAGAUGGUCGAUCGUUUACUGUUGCCGAUUUACCCGGACUCGUUGAAGGAUCUCAUAUUAAAUUUGGAUUAGGUUCUCGAUUUUUAAAACAUACGAUACGAUCAAAAAUAUUAUUAUUUGUUAUUGACAUAAACGGAUUUCAAUUAAGUUUUCACUCACCAUUACGUACAGCAUUUGAUUCAAUUGUAUUUUUAACAAAAGAAUUAGAAUUAUAUGAACCAAGUUUAUUAGAUAAACCCGCUAUAUUAGCUAUAAACAAAAUUGAUCAAUUAGAAAAUCCUGAUAAUGAUGAAGAAUUGAAAGAAAUUCAUUAUUAUUUAGACAAUUACAAAGAAAUAUUAGAAAGAGAUUACGAAGAAAAAUGGAGACCAAAGAAGUUUUUCGAAUUUAAACAUAUUGUUCCGAUUGCUGGUAAACAUGGAACAAAUUGUUCCGAAUUGUGUACAGUAUUAAGAGCUGUAUUAGAUGAACAAGCCAACAUGGAAAGAGACGAUUAUAAUAAAAAAGAAUGGUGGAAUAGAGGCUAA
Molecule: messenger RNA, 1152 nt
Organism: Didymodactylos carnosus
Lineage: Eukaryota; Metazoa; Rotifera; Eurotatoria; Philodinida; Philodinidae
Source: the annotation of a GenBank genome assembly